GCUUGUCUAUAUUUAUAUACGUAUGUGUUCAUCAACGUAUCCUGUUCUGAAGAAAGAAAAAUAAAUAACCUGGUAUACAUUUACAUUAUAAGGUUGUCAGGAAUUAGUCUGGCUUCACGCCUGACUUCAGGCAAGUAUGCCAAUGCUUCUCGACUCGUAACAAAAAUCCGAUGGAUAGUCGAGUCAGUAAAUGGACGGUUGAAGCAGUGGCGAUAUCUUCAGAAUGUCAUGCCGAACACUCAGAUACCAGCCAUCGGCGACUACGGGUGGCUUGUUGCAGCCCUACAGAACACCACUCAACACUGGCACAACUGAAGGUGAUCAACUGGUAGCAGCUAAGAUGAAGGAUCUGGCGUCCAAGGGGAAUGCUCUUCAGCAGCGUGUCCGGGAGGAGAAUCUCGACACCCGAAAACACUCCUGGAAAUCUAUAGAUGUUGCCGAUGCUGUUGACCAGUUUCCCUCCAUGUCAGAAGAAGACAUCAGAAACCUGACUAUCGGAGUGUACCAAGUGAAGCUUGCUCGUUCUUACACAUCAGAGCAUUUAAGCGAGGACGGCGACUACACAAUCAUGGUUAAUGAUGGGGUUAAUGGUAUGCUACGUGCCCGUAUUCAGAGUCGACACACCAGUGAUCAAGAAAUAUCUUCUUUGGAUCGACUACAGCCCCGCUGUUGUUUUAGGCUGGUUUUGUCAAUGCAAGACUGGAGCUCGAGUUGUCGGCACAUGCGCACAUCAUCAUCAUCAUUCUUUAAUUCAUCAUAUAGAGAUACAUAG
Messenger RNA from Pecten maximus, 772 nucleotides. RefSeq lists its product as uncharacterized. Lineage: Eukaryota; Metazoa; Mollusca; Bivalvia; Pectinida; Pectinidae. The transcript has 3 exons. The record is from RefSeq and is a predicted model, not a curated record. Bases 224 to 772 code for a protein of 182 amino acids.